CAGUAUUGGCGUGCCGCGGUUGCGGUAAGUAUAUAUUUCAUUAUAUUAAGGAUGAAGUCCCACCAAUUUUACUAUCUUCACAUUGGAUUGUAUGCGUUGCACUAUGCCUGCCCGGGUUCAUGGCUGGUCAAUACGUCUACCAAAGUUGCUGAUGGAGCAAUCCAACUUUGCCAUCUUAACUACCAUUACGGUUUCCUCGCCAGUGCUCUAGCAUUUAUAGCACUGUACUGGGCGUUCCCUUCAGCCAAGGUUGACGAAUUUGUGACCCAGGAAUAAAGCUUAAGAGAAUUACAAAGAUAAUUCGAAGACCGUGGGGAAAUGGUCGCACCGGGACUGUCGAUUGUUCUGGGGGUGACAACGCCGCGUGACCUUGGAAAUUGAAAGGAUUACACUAUACUUGAAACAUCAUCCU
This is a messenger RNA of Paraphaeosphaeria sporulosa, 412 nucleotides long. RefSeq lists its product as uncharacterized. The record is from RefSeq and is a predicted model, not a curated record. NCBI's taxonomy places the organism in Eukaryota, Fungi, Ascomycota, Dothideomycetes, Pleosporales, Didymosphaeriaceae. The coding region runs from base 52 to 276 and encodes 74 amino acids. The transcript has a single exon.